Molecule: messenger RNA, 1797 nt
Organism: Elephantulus edwardii (Cape elephant shrew)
Lineage: Eukaryota; Metazoa; Chordata; Mammalia; Macroscelidea; Macroscelididae
Gene: FAM149A
Product: family with sequence similarity 149, member A
Exons: 14
Coding region: 94-1797 (567 amino acids)
Source: RefSeq, a predicted model, not a curated record
GCGGAGUGGGACCCAGGGGACUCCAGCCAAGGCCUGGGGCUGAUUGUGAUUGGACGAGGAAUCUCAGAAGGAUCUAAAAAGCACAGUUUUUCUAUGAAAAACAAAGAUCCCUUGCCUACACAUUUUACAAGUAACGUGCAGAAAGCCAUCGAUAAGUAUACCUGUGAAUCUGUGUCAUCUUUGUCAUCAAGUGGAACCGCCACCCCCACGGAGGCACACCACCCUUGGUCAGGGACGCAGAGUUCUACCACCGGCUUAUCUACAGAGAGGAGCUCCGUAUACUCUUGGAGAGAUGAUGAAUUUGACAAAGGCAAUGCUCAGAAAGUGCAGCAGUUAUUCUGGGAAGUCGAAGAAAUGUUAUUUGAAGGCAAAGUAAGCGCUCAGACCCAGAAUCUCCUGGCUGAAUGCAGUGAGUGGGCCGGAAGGUCCCUCCACCUGAGAGUGUUAGGUCGACAGCUCAUCCUGCCAACUGAUGAAGGCUUCCAGCACUUUGAGGGCAGCAGGCCUCGUUCUGUCCCCCAGAGACCCUCACUCCAGGCUUGUGGACCCAACAGCAGUGUCAGCAAGCUGUGCAUCUCUGGCUCUCAGCUCUUCCCAACUACAGUCUCAGUGCCUGCUCUGCUGGGGCCUGGGUGCCUACGGACUCCUGACCCGAGAAUAUGCUCACUCCUAGAAGAAGAAAUUUAUGCUGUGGAUGGGAAAAUGGAAGAGUAUUUCGCUUUUGAUGGAAAAGAAGAUGAUGAUGAAUAUCUUGACCAAAAAAAAGUGCACCAUGGGAGAAAGUGGCACAAACAUGGACUUCCCCCCAUCUCCCCUCAUGACUGUAUCAAAGACACAGUGGCUGCAGAGGUGUUUGACCAUGUCUGGAGAAAUAUGGUCGAGUUGUUGGAAGAGCUGCUCAGGAAACACUGGGAAACCACACUCACAGAAGGAAAAAAGAAGAAAGAAAAACCAAAAGUAGCUGAAAAUAAAUCAGAGCAUAUACUCAUUUCUCAUCCUAACACUGGUACAUCGAGUGUUCCUCCAUCUAGAAGUUCUGAAACUCGAAGUAUAUCCCUGGCUUCUCAUCUUAUUCCAUCUCAGAUACAUCGCUUCUCCAACAAUUUUUGUAGUGAUUUGAAUGGGGUUAUGACAAUUCAAGCAAAACCACUUCAACAGAGACCUAACUAUUUUGCAGAUAGAACACAUAAUGAACCAGAAGACAAAUCAGCGAAUGUAGGUGCCAGCGCUCCUUCUUCAGCACGACACCGACUCGGAAGAGUCUCAGAUGCUCGUGGACUGCAGACCUCCGCCAGGAAGACGCCUGUGCACAGAAGGCUCCCUUCACUUACUUCUGACUCACAGAGAAUUAAAACUCCCAAUGUGUAUAGUGAUGAAGUUCUUAGAGGAACGAAACUGCAAACUGGCACAGACCACAUUUCUUCCCCGGCUCAAACCUUACGAAGCAGGUUACCCCCAAUCAAUUCAGAGGCCAUUGAACAGAGUGCUGCAGUUCCUGGAUCCCGCCCUGUUUCUUACAGAGGACGGAAUCAACAAAUGCGUGUGUUAAGUGCAAUACCUGACAGUACAGAACGCUCGCCUCUCAGAGAAAGAACUAUCCUGGUUGACCAAUUUUCAAGGCCCAGCACAACCCAAACAUUUCGGUCAGACACACCUCGGAAAAGUUCAUUGACUCCAGUGGAAUUUGCUGGCCAAACUUGGACAGGUCAAGGUUUCCUGACAGGUUCACAGUAUCCACCCAAAUCGUUUCAGAGGACCACUUUGACUUCAAGAAAAAGAUUCCAAGUAGCAUCUUGA